ACCCCACAUCACGUAGCUACAAAAUCGCCUCGAACUCACCAAUUUUACGCCUCCAUUCCCUUUAGAAAAACGCAGAAUUGAAGAAAAAAAAAUCCCCUUCAAACCCUCGCAAAACCGCCAACCUCCCGCUACGCCACCCACUAUGUCUCUCCCUUCCCUCGCCCUGCCAGGCCAACUCCUUGGUCCUGCAACAAAAUACGCUCCCGGCCCCGGGACACACAUCCACAACUCCCAAAUCUACGCUUCAAUAGCCGGGCCUGUAGUCUCUAAUUCCCGCUACCGCACCCCAAGUAAUGCCACGACGCCCACGAAACCGCUACCCCUCGUUUCCAUCUCGCGCCCCUCUUCUAGCACGACUGUCAAUGAAAAUACACUCGGUAUUCUUGGCACCAACAGUGGCGGCGGCUCCAAUAUCCUCCCUGAGGUUGAGAGCGUGGUUCUAGCGAAAGUAACGCGGUUGGGGCAGCGAUUUGCAACUGUUGAGAUUCUCGUUGUCGCGGAUACUGUGUGUAGGGAGGGCUUUCAAGGACUAAUAAGAAGGGAAGAUGUUAGAGCGACUGAGAAGGACAGAGUUAGGAUCGAGGAGGUGUUUAGGGUUGGCGAUUUGGUGAGGGGGCAGGUUGUCUCAUUAGGCGACCAGUCGAAUUACUACCUUUCAACCGCUUCCGACGAAUUCGGCGUCGUCAUGGCGACGAGCGAGGCAGGGAAUCAGAUGUAUCCGAUUUCAUGGAAGGAGUUCCAAGAUCCGAAGACUGGGCUUAAGGAAUCAAGGAAAGCUGCGAAACCAUUAUGAAGGGUAUAGUGAAGAGACAUGAGGUGAAAAUGAAGGCAGUGAUCCACCACACAUGAUACCCCGAGGGCUAUUAAACAUACAUAAAUGUUUUGAAUUCAAGUCUGUUGAACAACACGGCCGGCUGGACUCAAAAAAUCACUCGAAACAUACGGA
Lindgomyces ingoldianus is the source of this 946-nucleotide messenger RNA. RefSeq lists its product as uncharacterized. The record is from RefSeq and is a predicted model, not a curated record. Gene Ontology annotation, molecular function: RNA binding. The transcript is spliced from 3 exons. Gene Ontology annotation, cellular component: cytoplasm; nuclear exosome (RNase complex). Lineage: Eukaryota; Fungi; Ascomycota; Dothideomycetes; Pleosporales; Lindgomycetaceae. The coding region runs from base 143 to 793 and encodes 216 amino acids. Gene Ontology annotation, biological process: RNA processing.